AUGAAUGAUCAAACAUUUCAUUAUUGGAACUUUGAUGUCUCUCAUAUAGUUCUGUCAUCAUUCUAUAUAGUUUUAAUUUUAUGUGCUAUCAUUUCAUUUGCUGGAACCAAAGGUUAUUUUUAUUCUGUUGCAUUGAUUUUAGGAACUAUUAUUCAAGAAGAACAUUUACCAAAAACAGCUCAAACCGAUAUUAAAAAAAUGGUUUCUCUUAUAUUUUAUGGAAACCUGGCAAUGUAUGGUGUUGUCAUCAUUCUAUAUAUUUUUGACUUCACUAUAGAUCCUCCAUCGAAUUACUCUGUAAAUUUACCAACAACCAUCACCGGUAUCAUCAUUCAAUUGUUUGCUGCAUUUAUGUAUUUCUGGGGUUCACUUUUAUUUGUAUUUAUUUUAGAAAUUAUAGCAGCAAAUAAAUCAAGUGAAUAUGCAACUGUUAGAAAGAUGUUUGCUAUUAUAUUUCCAUUCUCGUUCCUCAGCUUUAUGGCGAGAGCAGUGCUGACGGCAGUGACAACAUUCGUAUCGAUUGCUUCAUGGUACAAAGAUAUCCUAUAUUAUACAUUCUUGGAGAUUCUACCAAUGUCAUUCUUAUUGUUGAUCAUGUGUCAACGAUCUUCACUGCGUCUAUUAAGAGAGAAAUUUGCAAAUCCAGAAACUUUACCAAUUUUAGAGAAUGACCAUAGCAAACAAGAUUAUAUAAUUUAA
Molecule: messenger RNA, 699 nt
Organism: Heterostelium album PN500
Lineage: Eukaryota; Evosea; Eumycetozoa; Acytosteliales; Acytosteliaceae
Exons: 4
Coding region: 1-699 (232 amino acids)
Source: RefSeq, a predicted model, not a curated record